This is a messenger RNA of Aspergillus heteromorphus CBS 117.55, 444 nucleotides long. RefSeq names its product putative ubiquitin conjugating enzyme (UbcD). NCBI's taxonomy places the organism in Eukaryota, Fungi, Ascomycota, Eurotiomycetes, Eurotiales, Aspergillaceae. The record is from RefSeq and is a predicted model, not a curated record. Gene Ontology annotation, molecular function: ubiquitin conjugating enzyme activity. The coding region runs from base 1 to 444 and encodes 147 amino acids. The transcript is spliced from 5 exons. Gene Ontology annotation, cellular component: nucleus. Gene Ontology annotation, biological process: ubiquitin-dependent protein catabolic process; protein polyubiquitination.
AUGGCUCUCAAGAGAAUUAACAAGGAACUCACUGACCUCGGCCGUGACCCGCCCUCUUCCUGCUCUGCUGGUCCUUCGGGAGAUGAUCUGUUCCACUGGCAAGCUACCAUCAUGGGUCCUGGUGACUCUCCAUACUCGGGAGGUGUUUUCUUCCUGAACAUCCACUUCCCCACCGACUACCCGUUCAAGCCCCCGAAGGUCAACUUUACCACCCGGAUCUACCACCCCAACAUCAACUCGAAUGGCAGCAUCUGCCUGGACAUCCUCAGGGACCAGUGGAGUCCUGCUCUCACAAUCUCCAAGGUCCUGCUGUCGAUCUGCUCGAUGCUCACAGACCCCAACCCGGACGACCCGUUGGUCCCGGAAAUCGCCCACGUGUACAAGACGGACCGUCCCCGGUACGAGGCGACCGCGCGUGAAUGGACUCGCAAAUAUGCCAUCUGA